ACACACGUGACCCAUUGGUCAGUGCCGGUCAGAUGUCAACAUACACACCUGUAGCUGACCUGAUCUGUGGGUGGUCACAUGACGUGUAGGGGUCAUCUGAGUGAAAGAAGAACCAGAACAUACCAUGAACACAGUGCUGUAUUAUAAGAUCAAAUAUUGGUUCAUUGGUUGUGUAUUUGCCGCGUGUAACUUUAUACUUUACGAUGAUUAUCUUGGUCCACGGCCCGAGUUCAAAUCCUUCCCGGUGCGACGUGACAAGACAAACAACACGUCGCUUUAUUCUUAUUACUGGGUGUACUCCAAACAUCGAUACCCGACACCAAACAUGACGCAAGUAUCGAUUGAUUGGGAGCAUCAAAGGCGAACUAUAGAGAAGGUGUGUAGUACUAUUCAAGACUCGAACACAAAUCAUUCAGCGCGGGGGAUUCUAGCCUGGCAAAUUAUGUAUUGCCCCGUGGGUGGAGCGGCCUCCACGUUUCUCAAGAAAAUGAUGUACCAGAUUAAAAAGACAGACCCAUUCCGAUCACCAUUUGAGAUACCGUCAAAGUUCAUCCGUGAAUGUCCGAAGUGUUUCAACUAUGUCGACCUGUACAACAACACCCAGUUUGCCACCCCCGGGGAAAAAAUUAAAAACUUGAUGUUUGUACGGGACCCAUGGAGCAGACUCUUCUCCGCCUACGUCGAUAAACUCUACUCCCCCAACCCGCGGUACUGGACCAAAUGGGGCGUCCCGGCCGUCAAAAAAUUCAGACAAAAUCCUUCCGAGCUUUCCUUGAGGUGCGGCCAUGACGUCACGUUUUCAGAAUUCCUCCUGCAUCACCUGUCCCCGGGUCAAGGUCAGAUGGACGCCGACCUCCUCCCAGCAGUAGACCUGUGUCGGCCUUGCACGGUCCCCUACGACUAUAUCGGUCACACGACCGUGUUUGAAAGAGACCUGUCCUACGUCUUCACGAACUGGCUCGAUGGAAAAACCUCACAAACUGGACUCCACACUCUCGCUGAGGACUUUGUCAUCAACGAGAUUGAAGACUCGGUUUUAAGCCCCUUCCAAGAAUGGAGUGAGGCGAUAACACAGUGUAUGUCGAAGCUAAGCGCAGCGCGUCGUAUAUGGAGGAGACUCCAAUUUCGGGGAAUCAUCAGCACCAAUUUAUCUUUCCCGUCGAACAUCACUCAGCAGGUGAUCCAAGACAUGAAUGCGUACGAUUUCAUCGAUAUUUUAACCAGUGCCGCGCAGAAGUCAAGGGCGUACCAAAACCUGAGACAGCAGAAGAGGAAAGUGUACACAAAAGCGUACAUGUCUAUAAGUUCAAGUCUCAUGAACAGGAUCAACCAGGUGUAUGAUCUAGAUUUUAAGAUGUUCAAUUUUAGGCGAUGGCCAAGAGAAAGAUUAGCCAAGCAAAAUAUUUUUGAAGUUUAAACAUGGGUUUAAAAACAAGAAAGGUUGAAGCGAGAAUGAAAAUUUGAGGAUGUGAGUCUUUGAGGGUUGGUGGGCUACGUCGCAAGGGUAUUGAUGUGUGGUCGGUGGUUUUCUUUGGCGUUUACUUAAAGGAAGAAUUUGUCUUGAGAUUAGUUUGACGGCUGGAAAACGUGAAGA
Molecule: messenger RNA, 1594 nt
Organism: Physella acuta
Lineage: Eukaryota; Metazoa; Mollusca; Gastropoda; Physidae
Biological process (GO): carbohydrate biosynthetic process
Cellular component (GO): membrane
Molecular function (GO): sulfotransferase activity
Source: RefSeq, a predicted model, not a curated record